AUGCAGGGCGAGAGGAUCGAUGCUGUCAAGAACGCUGAGGUCCCUAGCGACAAGCGCGGCCUGCAGAGUUUCCUUGGACUAGUUGGUCACUUGAGGCCUUUCAUCCCGAGAUUUGCCGACUACACGGCGCCUUUGUUUGACCUGCUGAAGAAGGGGACUGUGUUUGCUUGGGGGCCUGGACAAGCUGACGCCUUCAAGGCGCCGAAGGAGGCAGGAGUCGAGGCGGCACGGAUGCGUCGGAGUCAAGGGGGACGUGAGGUGCCUCUGGAGUUUGUGUCCAAGAAGUUUACCGCUGCCGAAUACAGGUGGACGGACUACGUCACUCUUGCUCAUUUCACUGUGAAGACCGAUCAUGCUAAUCUCCGCUACCUGACAGGUGUGGACAAAGGGAAGGUGUUUCAGUGGACCUCGGCGCUCAGCCGGUUCGACUUCACCCUCGAGUUCGUGUCCGGAGAGAGAAACUGCAUGGCGGACUGCUUGUCGCGCUACGCCGCAGGAGCGCGGACGAUGACGCGCUUGUGGAACAGAUGGCCCUUGGGGGCACGGUGCGCAUAUGGGGGCACUAGCUCACGCGAACCGGCCGACGGAGGAAUGCGUACCAGAGUUAUCUCGUUGUUUCACUCUGGGUCGAGCGGUCACAUGGGCGGGUUCAAUACCAGCAAACGAGUGAUGAGCCUAUACUACUGGCCGGGCUUGGCUGCGGACGUAGCGCAGACGGUUAAGGACUGCCUCGUGUCUGCACGCGAACGCCGUCGAGCUCCGAUUACCCAUCCCGUGCCGGGAGGCAACCUUGAUGCUGCUGUUGCUUUGGAUUUAGUGUCGCUGGACCACGUUGGACCUCUCAAUCUCGGCCGUCAGAACUGGUGGAUACUGGUGGCUGUGGAUCACGCCACGCGGUAUCUGGGGGCGUGGAUCACAAGCCUAGUGGCAGCACGGCAGAUGGUCAAGAUAUUCUACCGAGGCUGGGUGGUGCCUUUCGGAAUUCCACGCAUCGUACUUAGACAACGGGACGAGUUUCAAAGGAGUAUUUCGCGGUGUAGUGACCAAAUGGUUAGGGUCGCAGCACCUGACAACAGCUACAUACAGACCGCAGGGGAACGGCAUAAACGAAGCUUCUCACCAGGAGCUCCGAUCCGGGCUCUGCGCGCUAUGGCAGGAGAGGCAAAGGAAUCUAUUACACAUGGUAGCUGCGGUUGUCAGGGCUCAUAA
Gregarina niphandrodes is the source of this 1209-nucleotide messenger RNA. RefSeq lists its product as hypothetical. The coding region runs from base 1 to 1209 and encodes 402 amino acids. The record is from RefSeq and is a predicted model, not a curated record. The transcript has 3 exons. Lineage: Eukaryota; Apicomplexa; Conoidasida; Eugregarinorida; Gregarinidae. Gene Ontology annotation, molecular function: nucleic acid binding.